CAUGUGGUCAGAAACCAGCCAAUGAGGUGGCCUCCAGGGCCUGGUCCCCACAGGUACAGCAGGCUGUGCCCAGUCCACCUGGAUGCCAGUCAGAGGCUGAGGGAGGAGGCCAGGCUGAGGCUACCCUGGACCUUUGAGGCUUUUGUGGUAGCAGUGCUGCCAGGAAGAGGUGCAGGGACGCCUAGCUCUCUGGUGGACUUUGAGACUUCCAUGGCUCCUUAUCGCAUCCGCAAAUACCAGGAGCGUGACCGCCAGCGGGUCUUGGGCUUGUUCUCCCAGGGCAUGUUGGAGCAUGCCCCCAUCACCUUCCGCCAUGUCCUGAAGCUGCCACAGACAUUUGUGCUCUUGCUUGGGGGGCCCCUUGCCCUGUUCCUGGCCUCUGGCUCCUGGCUCCUGGCCUUCUUGGCUGGCCUCACCCUCCUUGCUGCCCUGAGGUUCCUUGCCAAAUGCCCCUGGAGCCAGUAUGUGGACCACAGUUUGCGCACAGACAUGUGUGACAUCACCAAAUCCUACUGCAGUGAGCCUGGCUCCUGCUUCUGGGUGGCUGAGUGUGAGGGGCAGGUGGUGGGCACGGUGGGAGCUCUGCCUGUUGAGGACCCCACCCUGCGAAAUGAGCAGUUGGAGCUGUUUCGCUUAAGCGUGGCCUCGGAGCACCGGGGCCAGGGGAUAGCGAAAGCCCUGGUCAGGACUGUCCUCCAGUUUGCACGCGACCAGGGCUACCGUGAAGUCGUCCUCAGCACCACCAUGCUGCAGCACUCUGCCCUGGCCCUCUACCAGCGCAUGGGCUUCCAGAAGACCCGCCAGUACUUUGCCGCCAAGACUGGCAGGCUAGUCUGUAUCCGUGUAUUUCAAUUAACCUACCGGCUCCCCUCUGCUUAGGUCUCUCAGGCACCAAGCAGAGACGGGGCCCAUGAUCCAUUUCCUUGUGGAUUAGUCAGGACAGGACGGGCUCUGCAGCAGUAACAAGCUAACCCUGAACUCUCAUUGUGACAGCACAGUAAAAGCUGCUGUUUGUUAACAUCGAAUCCCCACGGGGAUGGUGGUGGUUCUGCUUCACUCUGUCUUUUUCAGUUGCCAUGUUGCAUUUAUCUAGUGACACAAUUUUGCAUAAAAUCAAUCACAAUAGAAUAAUGAACAUUUACUUAGCUCAAGUCUGUGGGUCAGCUAUGUGGAUUAAGCUUGGCUGGGCAGCUCUUUUGGUCUCAACCUUGUUCUCACGUCGUGGGUUGGCUGGUUCACAGGUCGUGGGGUGGCUGGUUCACAGGUCGUGGGGUUGGCUGAAGUGACACGAUGACUGGGCUUACUCAUAUUCCACAGGCUCGCUCAGGCAUGGUUUCAAGGUAGUUGCAGGUGAGCCAAAGUAAAGUAGAAACAAGCAAAUGCUUUUUGAAGCCUCUGCAGGUCUCACAUCCGCAAGAUCCCAGACUCAGCAGGUAGAAAGGGACCCGCCUCUUCAGUGAGGAGCUGCAGUCUCCUGGCAAAGGGACUUGGGAGAAGUGUGGGAUGAGUCCAGGUGAGAAGGGUUGCGGCCAGGGAGGCCAUCAAUCUGCUCUGGCCCCAGUUGCUCUGCUGAAGGAGAAGAAGGCAGCCAGCAAGUGACAGAGUGUGGGAUGUUGACUCCUAGGCUGGACCUAGAAGUCCUGUGACCAACAUCCCAUGGGCUGGGACCCACUCACAGGGCCCCAAUAUGUCUGAAGGGAGGCUGGGAAAUCUGUCCUGGAAGAGAAAUGGGAUUGGCUAGUUCCCCAGAUCUGCCACACCUGGGACCCGCCUCUGUCCCCAAAUGCCCAGAGACUCAAGAUUUUCACGGGUACCUCAGGCUUAACUGCUUCAUCCUGUGAGACUCUGAUCGCGGUGAGGAGGAGCUGGGACCCAAGGCUGUGUGUGCCUCUCCACGCACCCUUCCAGGCGGCUCAUCGCAGCACGGCACCCACACGUCUCGAGCCUCUCACAAGGCCCCCCAACCUAGAGGAGGCUACCUUUCAGAAACUGGCGAGUCCCUGAUCACCCAGGAAAUCCAGGUACCCUUUCAGGUGUAUCCUGUGACGCACAGGCCUGCUACCCUGCAGUGUGCCCUGGGCACAGCCUAUCUCCUCUGAGGGGUUAGCCAGGCCACACACCUGGCACGAUCCUGCCACCUGGUGUUGCAACAGGCACAUUACAUCUAAAUGGGGACCUGCAACCAAGUAUGUAGGGUGGCUGUAACAUUCAUGUUCUUAUUGCCCAAAACCAUGGGACUCAACAAUGAAAUGGCUUUACUGAUUCCAGACAGACACCGUCCAGCCCUCCAGGGGCUUCCAGGCCAGAGGCAGCUGAGAGGUCAGGUGAGGGCAGAUUCAGUGUCGAAAGUGGGGGGAUGAGGCAAUUACUGGCAACGUGGUUGGACAUCAAAGGGCCCCUGCCCCCUCAUUGGUGAGGGCUUCCCAGAGGCCAGGGCUUCUGCUCCUGAAAAUCAAAACCAGGAAUGAAUGUGCCGGUCACCAGCCCCGUCCCUGCACUCGCUGCCCAGCCACACCGAGACGUCCUAGCUCUCAGUGAGCACAGGCUCCCGCCCUGGCCGGGCUGCUCAGGUGGUUGGAAGGUCAUCCCCUG
Molecule: messenger RNA, 2592 nt
Organism: Molossus molossus (Pallas's mastiff bat)
Lineage: Eukaryota; Metazoa; Chordata; Mammalia; Chiroptera; Molossidae
Gene: NAT8
Product: N-acetyltransferase 8 (putative)
Exons: 2
Coding region: 22-879 (285 amino acids)
Molecular function (GO): N-acetyltransferase activity
Source: RefSeq, a predicted model, not a curated record